AUGCCUUCUGCUCAUCUCCCCUCGCAUGCCCAGGUCCUCGUCAUCGGCGGCGGUCCCGCAGGCACCUACACCGCCGCCGCUCUCGCCAGAGAAGGCUUCCACGUCGUUCUCUUCGAGGCCGCAAAGUUCCCCCGAUACCAUGUCGGCGAAUCCCUCAUUCCCUCCGCCAGACACUUCAUGCGUUUCAUCGGGGCCGAACAAAAACUCGCCGCUCACGGCUUCACCUACAAGCCCGGCUCGGCCAUCAAAUUCAACCAGUUCCUACAAGAGGGCUAUACUGAUUUUGUCGCCAUCGGAGCGACAAACAACGCUUGGAACGUCGUCCGCUCCGAGUUCGACCAUCUCCUCCUGGACCAUGCCGCAUCUUCCGGCGCCCACGUCUACCAGCAGACACGCGUGCUCGACAUCCUUUUCGAUCACCAGCCCUCCCCUUCCUCACCCGUCGCUCACAGUCCACCGUCUCCCUCUCCCUCCCGCCGUCGAAACUCUGUCGUCGAUUUCGCCUCUCCCUCCGACAUCUCCCCCUCCAGCCAGCCCACCAGCGUCAUCUAUCAGACUGCCUUCGGCUCAAAGCAUGAGCUCACCUUCGACUACCUCGUCGACGCUAGCGGCCGUGCUGGUCUCAUGAGCAGCAAGUACCUCAGGAACCGCAAGUUCUGCAACUCUCUCAAGAACGUCGCCGUCUGGGGUUAUUGGAAGAACACGGCCAAGUACGGAGAAGGCACCGACCGGGAGAACGCCCCGUUCUUCGAAGCGCUCAGCGAUGAGUCCGGCUGGGCUUGGUUCAUCCCUCUGCACAAGGGUACCACGUCGGUCGGCGUAGUCAUGGAACAGAAGCAGCUCGGUAUACGAUCUCGAGCAUCGUCUUCCGCGAGCUCUCCCACCCUCGGCGCAACACCCCGACGAGGUUCCAUAUCUGCUCGUGCAGCAUCCACUCUCGGCAGUCGAUAUCUCUCCUUCCUUCAUUUAGCUCCCACCAUCAUGGGCCUCAUAGGAGACGGCGAGCUGGUUGCCGUCAAGAGCGAAGAAGACGAAGACGAAGAGUCCGAGGGUCCUAUGGCCAGAACCGCGAGCGAUUAUAGCUAUUCGGCUACAGCGUACGCUGGUCCUGGGUGGAGGUUAGUGGGUGACGCUGGAGCGUUCAUAGACCCUUUCUUCUCCUCUGGAAUACACCUCGCCAUGACAAGUGCUCUCUCUGCUGCUGCCUCUAUCGCUGCUUCUAUCAGAGGGCAUUGCACCGAGCCGGAGGCGGCAAAGUAUCACCAGUCUCGAACCUCUUUGUCAUAUACAAGGUUUUUGAUCGUGGUGCUUAGUGCAUACAAGCAAAUCCGCUCACAGUCAACGAACAUCCUGCUCGACGUUGAGGAGAACAACUUUGACAAGGCGUUCGCUUGCAUACGUCCCAUCAUCCAAGGCAACGCAGACAUAGGCGUGCGCCUCUCAGAGGACGAAGUACAAGCCGCGCUCGACUUCUGCGUGCACCUCUUCGACCCCACCACCCCAGAGCAGCACGAAGACGUCCUCCAACAGCUCCGCGCCGCUUGCCAGCAAACCCCCACCCCUCCCGCGUCUCCCCAACCCUCCCCCACACAGACGCGCAAGUCCCGCCCCGCGCCCGACGCUGACGCCGACGUCUCCCGCCUCUUCGACGUCCGCGCCCCCGUCCUCGACCCCGCGCAGCUCGACCGCGUACUCCGCCUGCAGCUCGCCACGAUCCCCUCCCUCUUCCCCACUCCCGUCGUGGCGGGGCUCGCGACUCCGCCCGCGUCGCCGACGGCCGCGCCCUUCAAUCCCAUGUCCAUACCCGAGCAGCCACCACCGCCGCCGGUGUCCGAGGCGGACAUCCGCAUGGUGCUCGACAAGAUCAACGCCCGCCGGGUGAUCCAUGCCGAGCACGCCGACGCGCUGCACAACCUCGAGGCGGAGGAGCUCGCCGGGUUCGUGAUGCGCCUCGAGCGGGGGCAGCUUGGCCUGAGACGCCCGCCCCCGCCCCCUGCACUGUAG
Epithele typhae is the source of this 2004-nucleotide messenger RNA. RefSeq names its product FAD/NAD(P)-binding domain-containing protein. Bases 1 to 2004 code for a protein of 667 amino acids. Lineage: Eukaryota; Fungi; Basidiomycota; Agaricomycetes; Polyporales; Epitheliaceae. The record is from RefSeq and is a predicted model, not a curated record. Gene Ontology annotation, molecular function: monooxygenase activity. The transcript has 10 exons.